CACACACACACACACACAAUAAUGUAUCUUUUCUAUUCCUAUUCUUAAGUAAAGAGAGAAGGUUUUUGUUUUUCUUUUAUUUUUCUUUUCUUUAUUCUUUUUGAUGGGUAAUCAAGCAAGUAAAGAUAGAUUGAUGGAUUAUGCUAAUCAUAAUCAUUGUCACAUACAUCAAGAGAUUCAACUAGAAUGGGAAUAUCCAACACCUGUUUCUCCUCAUAGCUACAUUAAAAAGAAGAAGAAAAAGAUAGAAGAAGCCAUCAUCAUUAGUCCUACUCAAUAUCAAUUUGUCUUGGCAGAUCAUAUAUCACCUCUGAUAUCUCUUUCUGCAGCUGCUUCUUUAAAGCAAAGAACAUGCUCUGUUAUUCAGAAUAGUCAGCAAAAGAAAAGAGAAGAGGAAUUAUGGGUUUAUGAAUAUGGUGCUGAAAAUGAACGUGAUAGACAAACAAGACAACAUUAUGUAUUGAAGCUAGUCUUUAAUGGAAAUAUCCAUGUUCAAUUAAAUAAUCCGGAAAGAAUACUAGAAAGUGCAUGUGGAGUAGGAUUAUGGUCAAUAGAGAUGGCUCAAGCUUAUCCAAAUUGCCAAGUUAUUGGUAUAGAUAUCAUACCACCUUCAGAGAAAGAAGGAUGGACUCAGUCAUCAAAAUCUAUUGAACAGAGAAUACAAUUUCAGUAUAGCGAUAUAUUAUUGAAUCCUAUAUCAUUUCCUAAUGAUUAUUUUGAUUUCAUUUAUCAAAGAGAUGUGGCUACUGUGGUGCCUUUUACAGUAUGGCCAAAACUAAUAUCUGAAUUCUUUCGAAUACUUAAACCUGGAGGACAAAUUCAACUAGUUGAGUAUGACCUAUUAUUCAAAAACCCAGGCCCAGUUUUGACUCAGGUAAACGAGUAUUAUCGUAUAGCAGCAUCUGCUAUUGAUGUCAAUCCAGAUUAUACAUUUUCAUUACCAGAUUAUUUAAAGGAAGCAGGGUUUACUAAUAUUGAAAUCAAGACAUAUGAUAUACCUAUUGGUGAAUGGCCAGCUACAGAUUUAGAGAAGCAAUAUGGAUAUUUAUAUAAAGAACAAAUGAGGGCUUUAUUUAAAUCAAUGAAACGAUGGUGGUGUUCAGAAAUUAAGGUAUUAUCUAAACAAGAAUAUGAUAGAGUAUGUUUAGAAGCUUUAGAUGAAUUUGAAGAUUUUCAUAGCUAUGCUUGUUGGAAAAUAUUUACUGCGACAAAGAAGAAAUAAUCAUAUUAUUUUAUUAUAUACCCUACCCUAUCUUAUUAAAUCUAAAGAGAAGGAGUUGUUGCUGCUAUUGCAUAAAAAAAAAAAAGAGAGAGAGAGAGGAGCUAUAAAUGUUUUAAAUAGUGCAGGAGUCAAAG
This is a messenger RNA of Cokeromyces recurvatus, 1356 nucleotides long. RefSeq names its product S-adenosyl-L-methionine-dependent methyltransferase. NCBI's taxonomy places the organism in Eukaryota, Fungi, Mucoromycota, Mucoromycetes, Mucorales, Mucoraceae. The transcript has 7 exons. The coding region runs from base 104 to 1222 and encodes 372 amino acids. The record is from RefSeq and is a predicted model, not a curated record. Gene Ontology annotation, molecular function: methyltransferase activity.